UGAAGCUCUCAUAUAUAAACCGCAACACAAUACGGAGGAGUAUUACGACUUGCUUCAACAGCAAACAAGCUUCUUCACAUUUCUCGUCCACCAGUUGAAGUCAAUCAAACCAAUCUUCACUAUGAAGGGUUACCAGCUGUUCACCAUAUUGGUUCUUCUUGCCAUCGGCAGUGAGUUGGCCUCUGGUGACUGUAAAUCCGGAAGGUAUAAGGGUCCCUGUGCAGUUUGGGAUAACGAAACAUGCCGUAGGGUUUGCAAAGAAGAGGGUGGUGGACGUGUUAGCGGACAUUGCAGCUCCAGGUUACAAUGUUGGUGUGAAGGCUGUUAACAACUUCGCCUACGGUGAUAUUCUGUUAACGUUCACAGUAUUUUCUGGAAUAUUCAUCCCAUCCGAUAAUGUUUGUUGCUAAACCACAUUUUUCGGAAGUAUUCAUUUGUUAGAGUAUCCCUUUACCGUCAAUGAUGAGUAUUUAUGCAUAUCUUCCAUCAUUUACCAUUCACAGAAACUACAAAGUUAUGACGUUAACAGAAUAUUUAUCACUUUCUCAGCUGUAUUAUUUUGACGCGGCUUAAAAAUGUACAUCGAAUAUAGUUACAUAGAAUGACAAUAUGCAUUGAAAAAAUAUGUAGGUAUUGAUUUUCAAGUUGCUUUGUUGCUAUUGGCAUUAUUGUUGGAUUCUGUUGCAUUGUAUUACUUGUUAAAAAAGAAAUGUUAUUUGUUGUAUUGUUAAACCUUAAGCUUUUAUUAUGAAAAAUAAAAUUUAUCUUUAGCCUA
Acanthoscelides obtectus is the source of this 775-nucleotide messenger RNA. Lineage: Eukaryota; Metazoa; Arthropoda; Insecta; Coleoptera; Chrysomelidae. The record is from the annotation of a GenBank genome assembly.